CGCCCACAGGUAAGUGGUUGAAAAGUGUGGCUUCAACCUGAGUUCUCUCCUGCCUGGACCACCGUCCCACCUGUUAGACCACUCGAGUCGGGCUGUGCCACAUCAUUUGUUCACUAUGGCGUCAGCAGCGUUAAGAUCAGCGCUAAGAACCAAGGUUCCUUUUAGAGCUGGCCAGAUGUGCUACUCCUCCUCCUCAGUGCCAACGGUAAAACUUUUCAUCGAUGGAAAGUUUGUAGAGUCCAAAACCUCAGAGUGGCUUGACAUUCAUAAUCCAGCUACCAAUGAAGUCAUCGCCCGCGUUCCCAAAGCCACUCAGGAGGAGAUGUUAGCUGCUGCAGACUCGUGCUCCAGAUCGUUCCACUCUUGGUCAGAGACCUCUGCCUUGACUCGGCAGCAGGUCUUUCUGCGCUAUCAGCAGCUUAUCAAAGACAACAUUACUGUGGAACAGGGCAAGACCCUUGCAGAUGCAGAGGGAGAUGUGUUUCGAGGGUUACAGGUUGUGGAACAUGCCUGCAGCAUCACCUCUUUAAUGCUGGGAGAAACCCUGCCGUCCAUCACCAAAGACAUGGACACUUACACGUACCGCUUGCCCCUUGGCGUGUGCGCUGGCAUCGCCCCCUUCAACUUCCCGGCUAUGAUCCCCCUGUGGAUGUUCCCCAUGGGCAUGGUGUGUGGCAACACAUACCUGCUGAAGCCUUCGGAGCGGGUGCCCACCUGCACCAUGCUCCUAGCAAAGAUGCUGCAGGAUGCUGGCGCUCCAGACGGGACGCUGAACAUCAUCCAUGGGCAGCAUGAUGCUGUGAACUUCAUCUGUGACCAUCCAUCAAUCAAGGCAAUCAGCUUUGUGGGCUCCAAUCAAGCCGGGGAGUAUAUUUAUGAGCGAGGCUCUAAAAACGGAAAAAGAGUCCAGUCUAACAUGGGCGCCAAGAAUCAUGGUGUGGUGAUGCCUGAUGCAAACAAAGAGAACACUCUGAACCAGCUCGUCGGCGCGGCCUUUGGGGCGGCUGGACAGCGCUGCAUGGCUCUGUCCACAGCAGUUUUGGUGGGAGAGGCGCGGAGCUGGUUGCCGGAGCUGGUGGAGCGCGCAAAGGCUCUGCGUGUAAAUGCAGGAGACCAGCCGGGUGCAGAUUUGGGGCCUCUGAUCUCUCCGCAGGCGAAGGAGAGAGUCUGCAGCCUGAUCCAGAGUGGUGUGGAUGAGGGAGCAAAGCUGCUCCUGGACGGUCGGAACGUCAAAGUUAAAGGUUACGAGAAUGGCAAUUUUGUAGGACCCACAAUCAUCAGUGGGGUCACGCCUCAGAUGAAGUGCUACACCGAAGAGAUCUUUGGACCGGUACUUAUUGUUCUGGAGGCAGACACCCUGGAUGACGCCAUCCGUUUGGUCAACAAGAACCCCUAUGGCAACGGCACAGCCAUCUUCACCACAAAUGGCGCCACGGCGCGCAAAUACACCCAUGAGGUGGACGUGGGCCAGGUUGGAGUAAAUGUACCCAUCCCUGUACCUCUGCCAAUGUUUUCCUUCACUGGAUCCAGAGGAUCCUUCAGAGGGGACACCAACUUCUACGGGAAACAAGGAAUCCAAUUCUACACCCAGAUCAAAACUGUGACUUCUCAGUGGAAAGCUGAAGAUGCCACCUUGAAAAGUCCAGCAGUGACCAUGCCCACAAUGGGACGCUAAAUACUUCCAUCUGCCAAGAGAUAAAAAACGCCUGUGUCAAACAUUAGAAAAUGUUUAUAGAUGCUGUGAAAAACUAGGUUUAUAUUUUUAGCUAUAUAUUUAGUUGAAGAUUUAAAAAAAAUAACUGUAUAGAUCUGUUUAAAUGGUAACGUUUAUUCUCGUUUUUAAUCAUUUUUAAUCUCCAUAAAUACAAUAUUCCAAGAAAACAAUGUCUUAAAGACAUGAUUGCUCAGAAAUGUUUACACUUGUAGAUAUAAUUUUUAUAGAUCUAAUAAGAGAAAGGACUGACACUAAUAAUGCUUGAAAGAAAGUUGAAAACAGAUCCUCUGUUUUUUGACAAACUUGCUCUAGAGAGAAAACAAUUCCUCGCAUGACAGAGGAAGGAAAGUGCAUAUCCAGCAAGGGUGUGUGAGGCUCAAAGAAGAAUGGUCUCAGGCGCCUGGAAGGGUGAUGGUUGCCGGGCAGAGCUCCUCUAAUUCUCGAGACAGUCAUCAUUAUGCAACUGUCUUGAUAAAUCACAUGUAAGCACAGACAUUUUAACAGCCACUGCUUUUUUCUGCUAAACAUGCAAUGUGGGACCAAUAAAUCUGCACAGGCUUCGAAAAUUGCAA
Molecule: messenger RNA, 2286 nt
Organism: Oryzias melastigma (Indian medaka)
Lineage: Eukaryota; Metazoa; Chordata; Actinopteri; Beloniformes; Adrianichthyidae
Gene: aldh6a1
Product: aldehyde dehydrogenase 6 family, member A1
Biological process (GO): L-valine catabolic process; thymine catabolic process
Cellular component (GO): mitochondrion
Molecular function (GO): malonate-semialdehyde dehydrogenase (acetylating, [NAD(P)+]) activity; methylmalonate-semialdehyde dehydrogenase (acylating, NAD+) activity
Source: RefSeq, a predicted model, not a curated record